Molecule: messenger RNA, 379 nt
Organism: Prorocentrum cordatum
Lineage: Eukaryota; Dinophyceae; Prorocentrales; Prorocentraceae
Source: the annotation of a GenBank genome assembly
ACCCUUCGACAAGUGGACGAUGGUCGGCUUCAGCCUGUCCAAAGAGGCCGGCAGGGGCUCCGCGCGCCUCUUCGUCGGCGGGCAGAUCGUCGCCGACUCCGCCCAGCACGGCGCGGUCCGCCGCGGCGGCAGCACCGUCGACGGCAGCGAGGCCGCCCUCCGCCGGGAGGUGCACGGCGGCCGCGGGAUGCUGUGCCUCGGCGCCUUCUGCCAGUCCCCGCCCGCCCCGGUCGUCAAGGACCCGCGGGCCGCCCUGGCGGCCCUGAAGCAGAGGCCCGCGGCCCCGUCGAGAGGGCGGGGCUCAGCGGGCAGGUGGCGUUAAGUACUUGGCAUCGCUCGGACGUGUGCGUUUUUUCCUCGGCGAGGACCAUCGAGGAGC